This is a messenger RNA of Somion occarium, 1710 nucleotides long. Lineage: Eukaryota; Fungi; Basidiomycota; Agaricomycetes; Polyporales; Cerrenaceae. The record is from the annotation of a GenBank genome assembly.
AGUGCCGACAACUUCAACGUUGUUCGUCACCUGUUGUCUGCUCAAGGCUAUAUAACGAUUGAGCUCUGGUGAACAUAUCUCAGUCAUACACUGUUGAGCGUUGAGCGGGUCAACGGCUCCGAUACAGGCAAAGAAGUACUCAGCACUCCUAGUGCUCAGAUGCAGCGUCAAGUUUUGUCAUUAAUCACAUUUGGUAAAGCUGAGUAAACCCUUGCGCUUGAUCGAGACAUCGGGGCAUGUCCUUAUCUUUCAUUGCCUCACUCCGUUCCUGAACACUCCAAUGAUUUCGGGCCUCCGUGAACAGCAUGCGUGUGAUUUACAAUGUGUAUUUGCAAAGAUGUGUGUGACGGGAGCCCAUUGGCGUUAAUGACUGCUCCAAAGAAUAUUCCUCUACUUCAUUCUGUCUUCCUCGUAGGUCCUCAACGGUACGUGAGCUCCUGUAUCAGCUCAUAUCAAGGCCUCUAAUGCAGGGCCUUGAGCGUGUGUGAUAAUCCGAUCAUUUCCGCCAAGGUAGUUGACUUUGCUAUGUUUCGAACACAUCUGUCACUCGACGUGAUUGCUCCUCGACGAUCAACUUCCCACUAUAAGAACGUGAGUGACAUCUAAAGCAUAUUCUCUCUCCACUCAUUCCGCCAGCAUCAAUGGCUACUAUUCCCUCCAUUCCCUCUCUCAUAGGCGGUUUCAUUGAAGGCCUAGGGAUAUCAUAUAUCCUAUACGGUAUCACUGUCGCCCAGGCAUAUGUGUACAUGCUUGGCUGCGAACGCGACGCUAAAUGGAUCAAAGUGAUGGCAAGUGUGGUAGUGUCAUUGGAGACCAUACACACGGGCGUUUUGCUACGCACCUUAUGGUACUAUGCUGUGGUGGUGAUCACAAAUCCUCUCGGCUACAUUCAUAUUGACUGGAGUAUUCCGGCUGCGCUGAUGCUAGAUCUUACUAUGGAGAGUAUUGUACAUAGUUAUUAUAUAUAUCGCGUAUGGUCCUUCAGCAAGAAUAGAGUUUUGACCCUUGUAAUGACGGUUAUACUCGUCGUUCGGAAUGGGUGGUUUCUAUACGGCAACAUCAGAGUCAUCAAAAUUGCUAGCUGGAUAGUUGUUGAAAACACGCCCAUCAUUAGAAGCGCAUUUUUGAGUACAUAUUCUUUGACUCUUGUGUUAGAUGUCAUCCUAGCCACAAGCAUGGUGUAUUACCUGCGUCGGAACAAGACAACAUUUCAACGAACACGAAAUGUCGUCAGUUGGCUUAUGCUAUACUCUGUCAAUUCUGGUGCUAUUCUCGCAGCAAUGUCUCUUUGUUCCAUUGUCACUUUUGCUGUCUUCUCCAAUAGGCUCCUAUAUGGUGCCUUUGUUACCAUUGGUUCCAAGUUAUAUGCAAAUGCUCUCUUUGGCAUGCUCAAUACAAGAAAUAUACUACGUGAGAAACUGAAUGAACCAAUUGUCAUUGAUACCAAUGGCAUUGCCAGAAGCUAUAGAAUGCACCCAAUGCAUGUGGAGAUUUCCCAAGAUAGAGUCACUGAUGAUAUAAUGCAAGAUACUCAAACUGGAGAGUCUAACCCAGAAACAUCAUCCUAUAAGCUUGAUGUUCAGAAAACAUAUGUGAAUGUCUAACAUUUAGUUCUCUGCUACUGAAAUAUUAUUUCUGCCAUCACUUUCUGAAUAUAAUAGAUAUGCAGUCUAUUUUCCUGCAAGACAAUCUCUGCAUAACUUUAGUUAG